AUGGCGUCCCUGCCGCCUCAGCGCCCCGCGUCGCGACAUAGACCCGCACCCCCUGCCGAAUCAUCGUCCUCGCAGCAAGGGCAGACAGAGCGAACGAACAGCUUCUCCGGCCAGUCAGUAGACUCGCAGACGUUACUCCUCAACUCGCCGCCUACACAGUCAGCCACUCCCACGCCUCAAGAGCAGAAAGAGACACCCGCACAAACCACAGCGCCACAACAAGAGGAGGAUGACGAACCACGCCGGUGUUGGAUCUGCUUCAACGAUGAGACGGAAGACGACGAAACGACUUCGGAAUGGCGAUCGCCUUGCGCUUGCUCACUAGUGGCGCACGAGAAGUGCUUAUUGGACUGGAUAGCAGAUAUGGAAGCGCCGAGCUCACGUCGACAGGCUGGUAAAUCGGCAGGGAAGAUAUUAUGUCCUCAAUGCAAGAGCGAAAUCAGGGUACAACGGCCGAGGAGUUACGUGGUAGAUGUUGUUCGGAGCAUCGAGCGCCUCACGGGCAGCCUGCUGCUCCCUGGCUUCGCACUCGUCACAGGCACAGCUCUUUACUCGACUCUGACGCUUUCCGGGACUGCGACAAUAUACCAGAUCUUUGGAACACAGGAUGCGCUGCAGAUCCUUGGGCCGCUUUACGAGACACCAAAUCGGUCGGUGAACUCGGUGACGAUACAGUGGCUCGAACAUCUGCGACAGCAUUGGAGGCUAGAUCUUGGACUGCCUUUGAUACCAGCGGUCCUAGUCGCAAGCAGAACAACCUUUGCCGACUCGUUUUUACCUUUCCUCCCGCUCAUCUUCUUCGUCAGCUCCGGACAGCCGGGCGAUGAGAUGCUACAACUACAGUGGCCACCGAGCGCCGCUUUUACUUUCGCCGCCCUGCCAUAUCUCCGAGGUUUUUACAAUGCAUACUAUGAGCGUGUCUGGUUACCACGAGAGCAACAGUGGCUGAAAGAGAUUCAACCCCGAGCCGGUGAAGACACGACCGCAGAUGCUCAAGUACAAGCCGACCACGAUCACGAUCACGACCAUGGAGGUGACGAGGACGUAAUAGAAGAGGUGGAGAUCGAACUCGACUUCGACAUCUUUGCAGAUUGGAACAACGAUGGCGAAGGCGAUAAUAACGACGCGCCUGAGGAUCCUCCCGUACGGGCUGCACGAGGCCCAGCCGGACCAAUCGAUGUGCCUCCACAGGAUGAUGAAGACGAUGCCGACAUGCUAGUCCCCCAGCUUAUCGACGACGGCCCUCAACUAAACGCGGCACCUGCGCCUAACAUCCCCAUGCAACCCGCUGCUCCACGACCCCGCCGCGUCCGACGCGAACGCGGCGUCACUUUCUCCACCACCUCGCUCGCCGACACGAUUCUCGGCGCCCUCAUCUUCCCCACCAUAGCUGCUGCAGUGGGCGAACUGCUCAAACACACGUUACCUAGCUCAUGGGUCACGCCUCCCACGGGCGCACCAGCCAUAUCUUGGCUCGGCGGCUGGAUCAAUACGGGUGGCAAAGCAGGUGGUGUGGGCAAGCCAACGGGAUUCUUGCAGACGCGUUGGGGUAGGAGUGUUAUGGGCGGAUGUAUGUUUGUGGGUUUGAAGGAUUUCAUUAUGCUUUACGUCAGGUGGAAGACGGCGCAGAAUCAUCGUAAGAGGGGGAUUGUGAAUUAUGAUAGGAAGAAGCCGAGGGCUGGUGCUGCAGCAUCGUCAUGA
Messenger RNA from Alternaria atra, 1701 nucleotides. RefSeq lists its product as uncharacterized. The transcript has a single exon. The record is from RefSeq and is a predicted model, not a curated record. The coding region runs from base 1 to 1701 and encodes 566 amino acids. Lineage: Eukaryota; Fungi; Ascomycota; Dothideomycetes; Pleosporales; Pleosporaceae. Gene Ontology annotation, molecular function: zinc ion binding.